CCACCACCGCUGUACUGUAGGCAUACAUCUGUCGGGUCAGCAUUGCUAUCAAACGGCGCAAUGGUCACAAUCCGCGCACCUUCCUCCCUCCCCGUCACCGAACCGUCGCCUGCCAUAAAACCACCUACACUGCAAUGGAUCUCGGGCUCGUGGAGCGUCACCCACUCGACACUCCCCAUGUGGAAAAAGAACCGCAAUGUGGUCAUCACAUACACCCCGGUCCCGGACACAUCACCUCCACAUCUCGAUGAUCUAGUCACAUACCAGCCCAUCAGCUCCUCCUCCACCAAGACCGUUCACGGCGUGGACAAACCCUUCUCCGUACCAAACACUGCGAAUAGCGACGGCGAUGGCGAAGACGCGAAAGAUGUCGCGAGUCUGGGAUACAACUGGAGGGGGAAGGGCUGGCUGAUGAUAGCUUCGUCAAAGUGGGAGAUACUGGGGUAUGGCGACGACGAACAGCAGGGAGCGCAAAACUCGUGGGUGGUGACGUACUUUGCGAAGACCUUGUUCACGCCUGCUGGAAUUGAUAUCUACUCAAGGAAAGGAAAGCUGAGACCCGAGAUGGUGGAGGAGAUCAAGGCAGGUCUGGCUGGGUUGGGCGGGGAUGUAGCCAAAUUAGCUGGCGAGGUAUUUGAGGUGGCUAUGGACGAGGGGAAAUAA
Messenger RNA from Periconia digitata, 663 nucleotides. Lineage: Eukaryota; Fungi; Ascomycota; Dothideomycetes; Pleosporales; Periconiaceae. The record is from the annotation of a GenBank genome assembly.